Messenger RNA from Spirodela intermedia, 5958 nucleotides. Lineage: Eukaryota; Viridiplantae; Streptophyta; Magnoliopsida; Alismatales; Araceae. The record is from the annotation of a GenBank genome assembly.
AUGUCCUCGCCGUCGGCCAGCGUUCGGGUGGAGAAGGCCACGAGCGAUCUCCUGAUCGGGCCCGAUUGGACUCUGAACAUCGAAAUCUGCGACGCUAUCAACUCUGAUCACUGGUUAGUCGCACGGUGAACCUUUUGUGCGAGGAAUCCUCUCAGUUCCGACUAUCAAUGUUAUUAUCUCUCGUGUGUGGGGUUUUUCUAUUUGCUCGACGACGGCUAUUUCGUUUAAACUCUUUCUCGCGCGACGAUCUUCAUCGAUUACCUAAUUUAACCAUCGGUAUUUUCAUGCCGAGUUAGAAACGUAUUUUGUGCGGUGUUGGUAGUCGCCGUAGGCCUUCACUGCCUUGGAAAUCCUACUUCUCUUUCCUUACUGGGCGUGCUGGAUUUCGCUGCUUCGGAAGCCUCUUUUACGCGGUCUUUCAUGGCCAGGCAAUUGACGUUGGCCCGCUCUCUCGUUUCCUUGGGAUGAGAUUCCCCUGCGCUGGAAGGUGGACGAUGUCGUUCUAUAUUGUGAUCUCCUCUCGUCAACGAGGCUUUUUAUCACUGUAGAUUGUGUAUUAGGGUAGAUUCGCUUGCAGGAUUCUUUUAUAAAGACUAUUUUUUUUUAUAGACUCUCAUCUAGUCCCAGUUACAAGUUUUGAAGUUGUUGUUAUCUCUUUUCCAAAUAUUACUUGGCCAUUGUCACUUUACGCUCUCUGGAUGUUGUUUGAAGCUGUUUAUGGGUUUCAUACUGUGACUUGAACAGGCAGGCAAAAGAAGUGGUUAAAGCAGUGAAGAAACGCUUGCAACAUAAGAAUGGGAAAGUCCAGUUUCUUGCUCUGACGGUAUGUGCCAACUUUUUGUAAACCUGUAUUUUCUUAUGUUGUUUAGAUUUUCUCUACCACAUGUGGAAAUAUAUCUGAAUAGAUUGAGGCCUCCAGGGUUUCAAAUAGAUUUAUUUUUUUUGGUGUACAGUACCAAUUUCUGAAUCAUUUCGGACUUCUUGGCUUUAUACUGUUCUAAUUAACUUAAAUGUUGAGAGGUAUGCUGGUUUGAUUGCAAAGGACAAUACUAAGAGUUCGUUUGUGUACAUUUGGACAUUCUCUUGGUAGCUAUUGGAGACGAUGAUGAAGAACUGUGGUGAUUUUGUGCAUUUCCAAGUCGUUGAACGUGAUAUACUACAGGAAAUGGUUAAAAUCGUCAAAAAAAAGGUCAGACUUUUGAUGUGAUGUUUGGUCUUUCUAUUUGCUUGUGUUGCCACCUACAUGAUUCUACGUACGGUUUCUUUGACUUUGAGUGUUUUCUUGAUCUGCUUGAAUGCUGCAUAUUUCUGUAUUGAAUCAUUACCUCAAAAUCAUUAGUCAUUGAGUCGACUAAUCCUCACAUUUUGAACCGCACAUCUUUUUCCUCCCAAUUAAAUGUGGGACUGUUCCAAGAGGGGGAUGUGGGAAAGAGAGACACAUGAAGAGGACUGGAUCUUGUUGAAUAGAUGGAAAGAAGGUGCUCAGUGGAGUGCUAAUGAUAACACGCUUUUGAAGAAUGGGGCAGUGAAUCCAGAGAGUUGUAGCAAGAACUUAACUUAUCAGUUCGUGGCAACAACGCUGUGGGUAGCUGACAGCAGCUAGAGCAAAUUUUGGAUAGAAUCGUGAGUGCAUGGAACUUGAGAGGCAUGAUGUUUUCAAACAUAAUUUAAUUUCUCUGGUCCAUGACUAUGAAGCCCAAACGCUGAUGACUUUUCUUUAUUUUUGGACAAUCCCAGGUUUCAGGUUUUAGUUCAAUACUCUUUAGCCGACUUAUUGGUCUGCCUUUUGGUACACCCAUCAGGGAUUGCAUCAAGGGAGACAGGUGCCUUGACCUUCAGAUUAAAAUCUUACCGGCAACAUGGAGUGUAGUCGAUAAAAGACUAGUUUGGCAUUACGUUCCUGAUUGUCAGGAAAAUAUUUUCCAAACAUCAUUGACUGGUGCGUAAAUUUAUGCCGUUGGUUGAUCUUGAGUUUGCUGGCAAACUGUGAGAUACAAAAGUGAUACACGGGGAUACAAAUGGCCAAUUAGAUAUACCUGACAUGCAUAUGUGUUUGUAUUGAUAUAAGGAAUUGUUCUGAAAUUUUUGUUUAGAAUCAUUUUGUGCACCUUAUAGAUGGCUUGAAGUUCAUUAUGUUUUUAAUAUAAGACUGUACCUUCAGAAAGUCUGCAAUUUUAUCUAUCAUUCAGGUUGUUUUAUUGUUUAUUUGAGCAGUAUUUCUGGUUUAACUUCUCUUUUCCUUAGUGUAAUAUACGCUUGUACUUUUUUGUAUUUUCAGACAGAUAUGCAAGUGAGGGAUAAGAUUCUUGUGCUUCUUGAUUCUUGGCAAGAGGCGUUUGGUGGUCCUGGUGGAAAAUAUCCACAGUACUAUGCAGCAUACGUUGAACUAAGGGUACAUUGUUUUUCAUUCGUUUUUGGUAGAUUUGAUGUAUGGGAUUAUUUACCGGUGAUGUCAUUAAAGGUUUUUUUUUUAUACUGUUUUGGAGGUAUGAUAUUCACCGUCGUCCAUUUAACUGAAAGCCCUUUAGGUGAUCAGUCCUUUGGUAGAAUCAUUCUGGUUGUAAUCCACUGAAGUGAAUGUUUUGACCUAGUUUUUAAAUCUGAGAAAUAGGAAUGGGCACUGAUUAUGUGUCCAUCUAACUACCCAGAGUAAGACGAAUAUGGUACAUCAUCCCCAUCAAUCCCUAGUUGGAACAUUGUUCUUCCUCCAAAAUUAUGGCUUGUCCUACAUCAUGUCCUUUACAUCUGCUUGGGCGUUUUGAAUAUGUUCUUUUGAUGCUUGGACAACAACUAACUAGCGCAUAAACGCGUAGCCUCAAGGACCUAGUGCACAUACUGUAUUAGUGUAUGCCUCCCUUGAAAGACAGAGAAGACUCGUGAUUAGAGGCUUGAGCCUGUUCUUGUCUCAAUCCUCCGACCAUGCCCAGCUUAGACAUUCGAACUGUUCCUAAAAGUCAACCAGCUUAUUACGAUGUGGCUUCUGCUGAAACAAGUUUACCUAUUUCAUAAAUAGUAGGUUCAUUGCCUCCCUGUUAUUUAUAUCUAUACCGGAUUCUUGGGUAUGGAAAAGACCCGAACACUGAUCUUAACGUGUCCCCUACCAUAUUUUUCCAGUUACUUUUUUCGAUAUUUUAGGUAUUGACAUGAUGUUGUUUCUGAAAGAAAUGUAUAAAGUAGAACAUUUGCUUCCCAUUUCCCUCAUAACAGUGUCUCGCUGUGGAGGGAUUAGGGGAGAAUUGCAAAACACUGUUCCACUAGAAUUCUUUGCAGUCUUGCUAUCUGCAGGGUUAAGGACGCGCGAGAGUCAGUGAAAUGAUUUCUAUCUGCUGACUAAAAAGCUCAAGUGGGUUACAAAUAUCAGUAUGUGGAGUGUUUCGAAGACAUGUAAUCGCAAGUAGCUGAAUGCUAUUGGCAAUUGAAAUGCGUUUUUCAUUGAAAAUGGAGCUUUUCCUGUAUCUUUCUUAUUUCAAGAUUUAGCUGCGGUUAGGAUGGAUUGUAUAACCUGUGAACGGAUCUUACUUGUCUGGGCAGCAAUAUGGAGUACAAUUUCCGCAGCGCUCCCCAGAUGCAGCACCAAUGUUUACGCCUCCUGUUAUUCAUCCACUGCCGAGACACCCCCCAGUAGGCUAUGGAAUGCCCAAUAAUCCUUCUAUGCGGCUUGAGGAGGCAAUGGCGUCUGAAAUGGCUAAUCUGAGGUAAUAGCUGGAUCUGGUUUUGUCCUUUCUUUUUUUCGUUUCGGCUGGUUCAAGCUUCUUCUCUGUUCUGUUAUGGUCCUUAUCUGGUCAUUAUGACCUUUGGAUCAAAUUUUGACUUUUGUUUUUUGUCGUCUCUUUGUAGUCUAUCAGACCUGGAUUCUAUCCGGAGAGUUACGGAGCUUCUGAGCGACAUGCUGCAAGCGGUGAAUGUGAAUGAUUCGGCGGUAGGGUCCUUAACAGUUUUAUCUGUUUCUGGCUCCCCAGAUGCAUGCUACCUUGUUUAUCUAGUUUUCUUUAGGAGAUUGUACUGUCAGAAUCUUCUUGGUUUUCGAAUAAAGAUCGUAUUAAACUGGCAAUGGCCAUGUAGUUCCGUGUACACUAUUAAUGUAAUAUAUCCAGUUAAACCUUAUAUAAAAUCCUUUAUUUUGACGAAAGUAGAAAUGACCAUAAUGACAAUGCUUUUUCUGUAGCCAUGUGUUCAUUUGGUGACAGAAUGUAGGACAUAGGAUAAUCCAAAUGCCUAGACGACGUCAUCAUAUUAAAACAUAUUACCCAUGAUACUCAGCUGACAUAAAUUUAGUCCAUGAAGCUAUAAUAAUUUCCUUUUUGUACCUAAAGACUAGAAAAUGAGGUCUGGUUUCAUCGUCUCGAUACCCUUUUGUUCAGGAGUCCUGAUUCCGGUUGAAAAUCUUCUAACUGAUGAUAGGAUGCAAAGGUUACAGUCAUUGGGCUUACUUUUGUUGUCUUUGGGGAACAUUGUUUUGUGUGUUUUCAUCAUCCGCUAUUCUAUUUGAAUCGAGAGGACCUAACUCAGCUUUUUAUGCUGUUCUGGGAUAGGCUGUCUCUAUGGUGCCCUAAGAAUUUGAAUCAAUAAUUUUUAUUUCUCUCUCUCUCUCUCUAGGCUGUAAAGGAUGAUGUGAUUGUGGAUCUUGUGGGCCAGUGUCGUGACAAUCAGAAGAAGCUCGUGCAUUUGGUAAAUACAACCGGGUAAGCAUUGGCAGUCGCACUUUGUGAAAUUUGCCUGUGGUUUGUACCCUUUUUAGUCAUAGGAAAUUAUUCAUUGCCCAGCAGGGUGCUUUGCGCUUGGUAUUUUUACAGUCCAAAGUUAUCUUAGUAGGUGGAUGCCCAUAAAUUCUUUCACUCCAAAUAUUUACCUCUUUCUUGUAUCCUCGAAGAUAUUGCCAUAGUCUCAUGUGAAAAAAAUUUGGUUUAUGUUUCAGGGAUGAGGAGCUCCUGGCUCAAGGGCUAGUGAUAAAUGACAGUCUGCAGACUCUGCUCGCUAAACACGAUGCAAUAGCCUCCAAUCGUCCUCUGCCGAUUGAAGCAUCUCCAUCAGCCCCGGGGCCGAGCACCCCCACUGUGCCUAAAACCACUGCAAGUAGACACACUCAGGAUGUGGAGGAAGAGGAAGAAGAAGAUGAUGAUGAAUUUUCGCAGCUCGCUCGCAGGUCUUGAGGGCUCCCCGUUCCCUUUGGUUCUUAUUUUCUGCAUCUGUUCUUGGGCGUGGGUAACCUUACUACUUUUGUGCAGGAAAACCAAAGCCCAGAUUGUUCCUUCUCAGGGCGCACUCCCCAUGGCCGGCGAUCAAGAGUCCUCGCCAGCCAAGAGCACCGCAGAACCAUCAGCCUCUUCGCCACCUACCAAUGCUUUAGCUCUACCUGACCCUCCGGCCCCUGUGAAGACAACAACAAAGGAACAAGACAUGAUUGACCUUCUGAGCAUCACCCUGGUGCCAAAUCCUUCUCCGCCGCAGACCCCUUUGACGCCGCGCUCGGUUUCCCCUGGCGGCUCUCACAUCCCCUCGUCUCCUCCAACUGCGCCGCAGGGAUACUCCUACAGCCCACAUCAACAACCCCCUGUGAACCAAGGAUUCUCACCCUACAACAGCUACAUCGUCCCUUGGGCCCAACAAAUCCAGACCCAGCAGCCCCCAGCGGAGCCGCCGAUGCCCCAGUUCCGAGCCGAGCAGCCCCAGUUCUCCCAACCAUCAUCCUCAUAUCCGCCGCCGCCAUGGGCCACCAGCACAGAGAACAGGAUUGCCUCAACCAGCCACCCAUCAAACCCACAGCAGUUUGUGGCCCCAAAUGCGACCACCCAGCCUUACUACAGGCCCUAUCAGCAGCAGCAGCAGCCGCCCUCUUCAGCAGGGCAGAAACCCUUCGUGCCUUCUUACAGACUAUUUGAGGAACUGGUCGACUUGAGAAGCCCAGGGGGGGAGCUGAAGACCGCCGCCGAUAGCCAGCCCAUGAUCGGGAGGAAGUGA